Molecule: messenger RNA, 2879 nt
Organism: Cryptotermes secundus
Lineage: Eukaryota; Metazoa; Arthropoda; Insecta; Blattodea; Kalotermitidae
Gene: pnt
Product: protein C-ets-1
Exons: 9
Coding region: 701-2377 (558 amino acids)
Biological process (GO): cell differentiation; regulation of transcription by RNA polymerase II
Cellular component (GO): nucleus
Molecular function (GO): sequence-specific DNA binding; DNA-binding transcription factor activity, RNA polymerase II-specific
Source: RefSeq, a predicted model, not a curated record
AGCAAUCAUUAGUCUUGUACAGAGUCCUGCUCCGUGCAGAUUACAAGGGUGAUCCUGGGCGCAGGACCCAUCGUCAACAGGUGUCACCCAUGUCUCAGUGUCGUCAUCUAUCGGGCGAGAUCAGCAUUAUAGUGACAUGGAGACUGCCGCUGCAAUGAACGUGAACUCUACUAUUCGUUGAGCGUUUCUCCAAAACGCCCAAUUUUACCUGUGUGGAGUUUAUGAAAAAGCUUUACCCUAAGAGGCUGAAGACAUCAGAAUGGGAUAAAGCGAUAGACGAGUGUUCUGAAUGUUCUUUAUAGUCGUGUUACUUGUGGACUAUUUGUAAAGACAUUUAAACGAAUCAUGAAUUUAUCUACAGAUAUGUUUUGACUGUCUAAUCGAAGUUGCGUGUUGAACAAUCUUACAUAUAUAUAUACGUACUGAAUGUUAGCUAUGUUGUUAGAAAUGUGGUAAUCACGUAAGAACACAGUUCAGUACAUUUGCCACGAUCUCAGUGUUAGUAAAAUUGAAAUUAUCUGUGAUCUCCAUGUGUUUAUUACCAUCAGAUCUCAUUGGCCGAGCCACCAAUUGAAUGUUCACUAUAAUGGUUUAUGUUGUUGCAAGUGGUUGUUGUUGUUGACGAGAAACAAUGAAGAGUAGUUGUGAUGGAAAGUGUUUAACAUCCCAUUUCUUCUAGUCACCAAUAUCACCACUACACAUGUAUAUAGACUGGGAUAGUUACGCAGUUAUGGGAAUUAAGACUAUGAAGUCAUUCAGUAGACCUAGAGAUAUACCGACCCAGGUGCCGCCUCUUACUCCCGGCACCAACAAAAAAAUGACAGAGGCGCUGAAGGCGUCUUUUGCUUCGUGGGAGAAAGAACAGUUAAGAUUAAACAUUGUUAAAGACCCCAAGCUGUGGAACGAAGCGAACGUGGCGCAUUGGCUGUGCUGGGCGAUCAGGGAGUUCUCGUUGGAGGGCGUUACAAUGCAUCAGUUCCACAUGAAAGGAAAGGACAUGUGUGCCAUGGGCAAGGAGGCCUUCCUAGCACGUGCGCCGCCCUUCAUGGGAGACAUCUUGUGGGAGCACCUGGAGAUCCUGCAGAAAGAAGUGGAGAAGGAAAGGUCGGCACUGGAGAACGUUCCGCCUAACAUAUACGAAUCAGUGUGUGUGCCUGACCUUAGCGAGUACCUCGGGGACUAUCACUCCCUGGCAGGCGGAGACCAGAAGGUGGCCAGCAGUGGUACAAGUAGUGGCGGUGGUCAUCCACCCUCCGCUGUCACCCCUACACCUGCCAGCAACGCGUCUAGUUAUCUGCAUGAUGCAGGCUACAGCCACCUGCGGAGUCCCGCAGUGUGCGGCACGACGCGAGACGCCGCGGCGGAUUGCGGCCGUGAUGAGGCGUCACCUCCUCCCGCUGCCCCACCUUCGUCAGGCUUCAUUCACCUCCGGAGCCCCGUCUACCAGCUCAAAGAAGGUGGCUACAAUCAACUGGGGGACGCCACUAUGCAGCAGCUGGGUGGCGGCGGCAGUGACCUGGCGAGCGGGUCAGCGGGGAGCGACGACCCACCAUCUGCCGGUGGUGCAGUGAGCUACAGUACCGUGACGCCACAGCACCAGGGGCAGCACUACGAGCCUCCAGAUCACGAGUACCACUCUCUGGAUAGUGGCAAUCACCACCCAAACCCAUACAUCGACAGCUCUCCAGAGUUUUAUUCGGCGCCACCUCCGUCUUCGCUCUUGGACACCAAGUAUCAAGCGCAUUACGUCAAGAGCUACCCGCGCGGUCGUUAUUCACAUCAUGAUGCCUACAGUGACGCAUACAGUUCUCCUUACGACUCUACACCGUUCCAGACUGUUCCAAAUAGCACAGCUGAACACUGGGGUUCUGGCCCGGAUAUGGUGCAAGGAGGUCCACAUCCUCACCCUGCCUUCUUGCAUUCAGGUCCAGGCAGGGAUGCUCUUGGCCAUGCGGUGACUCCCAAUGGUGACACAAAACCGGUGCUUCAGUCGUCCAUGCUUGCCGGGUACUCUGGUGGUGGGCCGUGUUUCACAGGGUCGGGCCCAAUUCAGCUCUGGCAAUUCCUGCUGGAGCUACUCACAGACAAAUCAUGCCAGGGUUUCAUCUCUUGGACGGGUGAUGGCUGGGAAUUCAAACUGACAGAUCCUGAUGAGGUUGCACGCCGAUGGGGGAUUCGCAAGAAUAAGCCCAAAAUGAACUAUGAGAAAUUGAGCCGUGGACUGAGAUACUACUAUGACAAGAACAUCAUCCACAAGACAGCAGGAAAACGCUAUGUGUAUCGUUUUGUAUGUGACCUCCAAAGUUUGAUGGGGUUAACUCCAGAAGAACUUCAUGCAAUGGUGGACUUGAAGCCAGAGAAGAAGGAUGAUGACUGAAAAGACUGUCCUAAUUUGCUGCCACAUGAUUGUAACACCUUUCAGACUCAACCAACUUAACAGCUGCUACAAUCCUCUAGACUCGUUGCUUAGUAGCUGUGGUAAGGCUCAACACAGGUUGCCAGACAAGUCUGGACCUAACAAUCUAUACAUAAACAGUAACCAGUCACAUUGUCUUGUCUGUGCAGACUGGGAUUUCUAAAUUUCAGUUACAAAAAAUACAAUAAAUCAGCACUUGACCAAAACAAAGUGUUAUGCCUCAUACUUGUGUUACAGAGGUAUGGGGUUAGUCACGAAAUCAUUUUAUUUCAAACAAGUCAUCCUCUGCACAUGGAUAUGUGUUGUAGGAUUCUUUACAAGUGAUAAAUGACUGACAGGUCGACAGUUUAAAAUGCUCUCUGUUGAAACAUUUGGAAGAAAAAGCGUCCUUCCAGUAACCAAGCUUGUACGUUAAGUCUUGGUCGUGGAUACCAGUUUCAUUCAUGCUCUUGGUUUUGUUUUU